Branchiostoma floridae (Florida lancelet) is the source of this 6404-nucleotide messenger RNA. RefSeq lists its product as uncharacterized. Gene Ontology annotation, molecular function: mismatched DNA binding; ATP-dependent DNA damage sensor activity; ATP binding. Gene Ontology annotation, cellular component: mismatch repair complex. The record is from RefSeq and is a predicted model, not a curated record. Lineage: Eukaryota; Metazoa; Chordata; Leptocardii; Amphioxiformes; Branchiostomatidae. Gene Ontology annotation, biological process: mismatch repair.
AGUGGACGAUUAUGUUUUUUCAGCUCCUUGGUGAUGUUAUAAACAUGUCAAAGGUCGAAUCUACAAAGCAUGCUGGGAAGAAAACAUGGCUGACAAUGGUCGUGGGGAGGGCGCAAUUUUCGAAUUCCAGCCUUUUUCGUCAGCUUCCUCGCAUUCUUAGCACCCCAACAUAACGUGACAUUUACAUCUCAAUCCCACAAAACGAUCAAAACCUUCGUUACAGAUGAUUCGAACGCUGGACCCAUCAGUCCGUGCUCAACUCCGUUCCGGGGUGUCCGUGCCUUCUGUAGCACAGUGCGUGGAGGAAUUGGUUCUCAACAGCCUGGAUGCGGCAGCAACAUGUGUUGCCGUCCGGAUCGAUUUGGAGAACUUUUGGAUACAGGUUGUUGACAAUGGGCACGGGAUCCCGAAAGACCAAUUGUCUAUAGUCGGAGACAGAUAUGCUACCAGCAAGUGUCACACAGUCACUGAUCUGGAGAGUCUGAGCUUCUUUGGGUACAGGGGAGAAGCACUGGCCAGUAUAGCCCAGGUUUGUGCUGUGUUGGAGAUUGAAUCACGACAUAAGGCUAGCACCAAGGUCAGCACCAAGGUUUUCCGACAUGGCAAGGUUGUUAGUAUCUUUGAGUCCAAAGCUCACAGGCCUACCUAUGGGACAACUGUCACAGUUCACAAUGUGUUCCAUAACCUUCCUGUCAGACAAAAGUUUGUCUCUGUAUCAUUGGAGCGAGAGCGAAUCAGGGAACGAGUGGCUGCCAUAGCCUUGAUCCACCCCGGUGUGUCAUUCACUCUGCGGAAUGAAAACGUAGGUGGAAAAUACCUCCAGACACACAAGACCAACUCACUGGUUUCAUGCUUUGGUUCCUUGUUUGGAACUAAAAAGUCCAUGUCUCUGAGGGAGGCUUCUCACCAACAUGAACAGUUUAAAAUCUCUGGCUACAUCAGCAGAGAAGGGCACAGGAACAAGGACCUGCAGUUUCUAUACAUCAACAACAGACUGAUUCUGAGGACCAAGGUGCAUAAAUUCUUAAACCUGCUGUUGUCAAAGUCAACAGUGAUAAACAGACGGGCAGGCCAGUGGGAACCCAGGACACCUACAGUUAGAGAUAACAGUGCUACUGAUGCCUCAAGUCCAGGGAAGCAAAGAGAUUAUUAUGGGAUGUUUGGUGUGCAGGACAUGGUGCAGAAGUUUUUGAAGAAGAAAAACCUGACCAUUAGUCUAGACUUAAAUGUAGGAGAACACAUGGGUAGUCUUUUGCAAGAUGAAGAAAUCACCACCAGGGAAGCCAGCACUGGUAAAGCAGGAACAGUAGGUGCAGAAAUACAGACAGUAACAAAUAACAGUGAUGUGGACUAUGGAGAAGGCAUCAGCACUCUCAGCAGUAAUGCUAUACUCCACUCUAAGACUGUCAGCCGCUUAUCACAUAUGCAACCUGGCAGCACCUGUCACACAGAAGAGCUAGGACUUGUAGAUGAUGCUAUUUAUGAGGAAGGCAUUUGGAAAGCUUCAGUAGAGGAAUCACAUCAGUUAAGCAAGUCAGUUAACAUUGAACAAUUAAGUCAAGAAGACAAGAACCUAUUGCCAAGAGAAUACAAGCAAAAUUCUAUACAUGCUGACAUUGAAUCACAUGCACAAAGUCCAACUAGUGCCAGAGUAGAAAGCAAGGGAGUGGAGGUUGCAUCUAAAGAAACAACUGGUAUAGAUGACACUAUGGAUGAUACUUUUGACUAUGGUCCAUCUGUCUCUCAAGGCUGCUUCAAUGAAUCGUUGUCUACUUCAAAUUUCCUGAAUAACUCCUUUCUCCUGGAAAAUGACAUACAACCACUAAUAGUGAAUACUGAUAUGGAAUCAUCAACUAUUGGUUCUGUACCAGUUCCAGAUUUUUCUGGUCAUCAGUUUCAAACAGUAGCUGACAGCAAUGAACAUGAUAACAGACAAAAGGAAGAGUUUGUCCACUGUAGCUCAAAUCAAGUUAUUACUUCACCUCUGAAACAACUUUUUACAAGUAUUAAAGCAACUCGUUCCAAUCCAAAUUUCAAGGAGUCCAGGACUGUUUCCAGAAGUGAGCUUAAUGAUUCAGGUGUAGAGCUGUCUGAUGAAGGAAAAGCACCAGAGAAAACUAGUUUGUCCAAAUUUUCCAAUACUUCAAAGAUCACCUUGAGUGGAAAGAAGCAACUGUCCUUAUCAUCAAAGCUGUCCAAGAUGGCUAAUAUCUCCACUGAUGAUGACACGGAUCAUGCCAGGCCAUCACCUGUUGACCUCAGAAAAGAUACUUUAUCACAGGUAGAUCCCAGACCCCAACAGAAGUACCACCUGAGGCUUGGCAAUGCUAAGGAUGGCAUAUCAAAUUGCACCAGAAAUGGAAACAAUGAUCAGAGUGGACUUGUAGCCUUAGAUAGAGCAAAACCAAUGAGUUCUCUUGGGUUGUUCAAAAUGUCACAAGCAGAGUUGGGGAGAACAUUGCAAUGUCCAGGAGAUACUGAUAAGUCCUAUGAAAGUAAUGCCACAAAAGGCAUACUUAAAGAUGAUAGAAGACCAGUGUCUGAUAUGAAGGAUGAUGGUUCCUGUCAUUCUGGCAGUAGAGUUGUUAGAUCAACCACAACAAGCACAUGUCCUGGCAAUGUGAGUCCCAGCAUAUGCAUCAACAGAAGUAGCUGUAAAUCCAGUCCUGCAAUCUCACUGAAAAGAUCUUACUCACAGCUGUCCUUGCAGAAGCUUUCCAAGCGGGUGAGACUGUUUAGUGGUGAUGCAACUCUGCAGAAGUAUCUUUCAACAGGACACCAGAGUAAAGAGCAAAAAGUCUCAUCCGAUACUCAGAGUAAUAUAAUGAAGAAGGAAGGUAAAACUGAGCAAAAGUCCAAGCUAGCAGUUUUCAAAGCACCACAUGUAAAGAGAGUGACAAUUGAAAAUGUGAAUGAUAAUCUUCCCAGGGUUCAUAAAGAAGUUACCACUGAAUCUUCCUUGAACCAUGAAAGCAGUGAAAAAAACAUGAGGAACCUUGUCAUUGACUGCAAACAUGUAUCAGGUGACAAGUAUUCAGUGCCCUGUAGAGUUGAUAACCAAGCAACGGUGAAGAGAACAUUUGUGACAUCUGACAACUUAUUGCAAACUCCAAGUAGAGUUCUGCUUCAGAAAGCUUACCAAUGUGAUGGUGGUCUAAAAUCACAAGAAGGUCAUAAAGCUGAAUCUCCAUUGCCUCCCUUGUCUGGACAAACAGAACAGAUCAAGCUGCCAUAUCCAGCUAGCCAUACAGAAAGUGCACAUGUAGCAAUGGGAUGGCAGGGUGUCAAUGAAGUAACCUAUGAGUCCCAUGGCGGGAGGCAUCAUCUUGUAGACACAACUGGCUCCAUGUUGUGUAAUCCUGGUGAAAGUGUAGAUGUGAAAGAGAAAAUGAAAACUGGUACCAAAGAUCUAAGACAUGAGACUUUAGAUUUGAUGAACACUCCUUCAGAACAGGGGAUGAAGAACAGUCUUGCUCAUUCUGUUCCUUCUCAUGACAAAGGUUUGGAUCUUCAACACUGCAGAUCUCUAUCUUCAGAUGAAACAGACACAUUUGUCUUCUCUCCAAAGGCCACAUUCAAGAAUGUCACUAUGGAAUCUGUCUUUUCCAGUGAGAAAUUUCAAGAAGAAACUACAGAGGUGCUCCACUCUGUCUACAACCUGCAGGGGGUCAACAGAGACAGCUGUGGGGGGAUGGGAGUGGAUAGUGCUGGCUCUUGUAGAGCUGAAAAGGAAAAGCUUAAAGAUGAUGGCAACAAUACAAAAUUGGAUCACGGAUGUGAACAGAUUGUUCCGGGGAGUCAUGAAUCAAUUGACUUAACAUGCCAGCCAGCUGAGUAUGGUUCUGAAGACUUUUCGAAAGAAGCUAUUGGGGACAGCUUACACUAUAGGCCUUUGUGUAAGGACAGACAAUGUGACCAAAUGAGUGGUGUUGAUAAUCCCAAUCCAGAUGGUGCACAAAUAGCAGUAAGGGCUGUAACAACCAGACAGCAUAAUGACUCAAGUCCCGAUGUCACAGCUACAUCCUCUGCAGAAUGCCACAGUAAGGUAGAAAUGGUAAGGGAUGACAUCAUGGUUGAGAACUGUAGCAGGGAUGGAUUGGGAAACAGGACUGACAUGAAAACUAUAGGUGAUACUGUGGAAAAAGACUGUACUACACAUCAAGAAGAGAGAAGCUGUGAGAUGUCUAGUGAACAUGAACAUAUACAAAAACUGGUUGAAUUACAUAAUACAGAGGAAAAGUUAUGCAAAACAAAAGUAGCAGACUCAGAUUUUGCAAACACAACAAAGCAGUGUAACCUUGAACAUUGUGACCCACCAUCAUGUGGAGUUGGCUUUAGGAAGGUCAAUGCUGUGUGGGCAAAACAGUUUGACCAGGCAUGUGGGGUGGAGGUGUACAUAAACCUGAUGACUGGACACACCCAGCUGGACUGCCCUGAGGAUGACAAAGUGGACAUUGGAGCCAGCAGCAGUGUGAAUGUGUCCAUGGCAGCUAGAGGACAGAAGAAAUGGAAAGGCACUGUACACCCGUUUCUGACCCAUAAUGCCACCCCUUUCCUACCUCGUGCUAAGAGACCUUGUACUAGAGACACAGACAUUGUCGCUACCUCCAGUACCCAGAAUGCUCUGGGUCAGAUGCUGGCUGCUCACCUGGAAGAGCAAGAAGAGGAGGAGGGGUCAGGGGUCAAGUGGAGGGACAGGGUACCAACAGAACAAGAUGAAAGUGAUAACGAGGAGAGUGUAGCCCAACUGUGGAACAGCUGGGAGAACCCGGUGUUCUCCAGGACAGAGCGGAGCAUCCUGAAUGUGGCAGGAGGAACAGGAGGUACAGCCAGAGUCCGGACUGUCAUCCAGCCAUACAGGUUCAGCAGGGACAUGCUGGAUAGCAUUCAGAUUAUCGGCCAGGUGGAUAACAAGUUCAUUGCCUGUAUGAUGAAGUACAGUGACCACAACUUCACAACCAGCUCUGUUCCAAACCUGUUGGUACUGAUUGAUCAGCAUGCAGCUCAUGAGAGGGUUCGACUGGAGAGGCUACAUGAUGACUUGUAUGAAGUUGACCCUGGCAGCCCACAUCAGCGCCUGAAGUUCUCCCAUGUCAUCCCCCCUCUGGAGGUCCCGCUUCCUGCAGAGGAGCUCCGCCUCCUUCAGGCUUAUAAGUCAGCCUUUGAGAGGCUAGGACUGAACUUCAGCACUGAUACCAACAAGAUGAACACAGCCACAGUGAGCAGCCUGCCCUGCUGUGUUGUGGAGAGGGAGUACAAUGAAAGGAAGAGAGGCAGACUAGCAGUAGCUGUGGAAUUGGUGGAGAGCCUUAUAAAGGAGCAUCUUGAGUUGUUGAAAACUACAGACGGAGCAGGCGCCACUCUGCCUCCUACUCUCCACAGGAUCCUCAACUCACAGGCCUGCCAUGGUGCCAUCAAGUUUGGGGAUCCACUAGAGGAGGCUGACUGUGCUGACCUGAUCAGGUGCCUUUCUAAAUGUAACCUGCCCUUCCAGUGUGCCCAUGGGCGACCCUCCAUCAUCCCCAUCAUUGAUCUCGCUUCCCCACUUCAAAUGGAGGAGCAACCCCAGGAAUGCAGCAGACCUAAUCUGUGGAAACUCAAGCAUGACAUAACACUGGAGGGAAACAACAUUCCCACCUAAAGGCAUUGCAUGAGGGUUAGAGUCUGCUACAGGAGAGCUAGGCAGUGGUAGAUCAAAUAACUGCUGAAUACUUAUGCAUCGUUUUGAUAAGAAUUUUUAAUACUGGUGAGACAUAAACUGGUUGUAUACAUUUACACUAGCAUCACAUCUUAGCUCCAUAUUUUUGUGUGAAGUAACUUUUGGUAGGAACAUUUUGCAGUAUGUGGAUUGUGAGAGCUGUUAUUUGUUAUGUACAGUUUUCAUAGCUGUAUGUUUAUGACAAUUGUUUUUGUAAUAUGAAUGCAUAGUGCACUAGUUUUAAGUCAUUUUCUGUAUGGCUGACCCAUUGUCAUGGUAUUAGACUUACAGCCUGCGUCACACAUUAAAUAUCAUAUGUACAUAAUGCUUAUGCAGGUAUCUAAACAAAUGCGUUGUGCUAGAAAAGAUCAUAGCAAAUCACUGACUCUCUUCAUGCUAGUUAAAUCAAUUGUUACUUUGACAAAACACUUUAUUAGCAUUCAGGAUACAAUUCAAGAACUAUAUUUAGAAGGAUGUAUUUACAAUUCAAACAUGACCGAGGUAAACUCCACUGGGGACCUGUUCUGGUAAUGCUGGUAUCAUUGCAAUGCUAUGUCAUGUAGAGACAAUGUCUUUGCACCUGGUGAGGCCUGACUAUAAACAGUGGUGGUCACACAACAAAGCUUUGGAUGUGACAGGAAAUCCAGAUAGUGCUCUCCAACUGGAACAAUUGAACUUGUCUCCAACAUGUUGAUUGGUCACAUGA